AUGGGUUUCCGCGGGAUCCCUCCGGCGAGGCGUAGCCACUUGAAGCAGCUCCACGCAAUUCUUGCGUCAUCGCCGGCGUCCUCUUCUUCUUCCUUGCUCGCUGCUUUCUCUGCUUCGAGCUCGGCUGGCAAUGGCCCGCGGCUGACCCGAGGCAUCGCCUCCACGAGCUGCCGUCUCGAUGGUGGCGGAUGGUUUGACAAGGUCAAAGGAGUCUUCACCGGGAAGAAGGAUGCCGACUCCCCCAAGCAGUCAUUCUCUCUCAUCGGCAAGUGCAAAUUGUUCUUCUAUUUAUCUGUCUAUGUUGCCCCCCCCCCCCCCCGGUUUCUUCCCCUUUAUUAGCGAUCCAUCUGUGUUUUUUUUUUCUAACAGUCUUGUGCUGCUUCGGUGGAAGCAGAUUUCGCGAAUCAGAUGGACACGGCACGGAAACUCGGUUCACUCAAACAGUAUGUUGUAGGUAGAUGUAGCGAGACUACCAUCUCGGUCGAGUUUGAGAAGCAGUCGGCAAUACUCCGAUACCUCGGUACUAUCGACCCCACUGGGGAGGUGAGAAAGCCUUCACUCAUCGUAGUGUCCGAUUUUUUGUGUUAACUACUCAAUCAUCCUGAUCUUUAUGAGUUUUAGGCUUUUCUUCUUGACAUCAUAUUUGGAAGUGUUAUUUUCCAAGAAAAUGCAUUCAAAACUUCCAAAUACUUGAAAACAGUUCUUUACGGUUUCUCUUUGUAAAUAUGAUGCAUCUUGGGCGCAGCGUAUUAGUGUUGAUGAGCUGCGGUGUGACAUGUGGGGCUUUGGGGUCAACGAACCCGAAAGACGUCGCUGUGAACAACUUAGGAAGUCUAAAAACCUGAUCCUAACAAUUCAGACAAACACUUGGUUUCAUAUUUUGAGAACGUUUUACAAAGAAGCUUAUCUUUCAAAUGGAUACUUUGAACAAAUAAAGAGGAUCCUUUUUUCAUGCGGCUUGUAUGGUUGCCAGAUAAUAUGAAGGUGUUCAUGGAGACAUCCAGGGAACUACAACUGAUUGGUAUUUUGGUUUAGAAAGAUUCUAGAAGAUUAUAAAGUGUGUAAGAAAUGUGGAAUGAUAAUUUUAAGCUGAACAUCAAAAUGGCAAAUUCACUGAAAAACAUUUUCCCCUUUACACAGAGGAAUGUAGAUGUAGAUGAUUAGCGUGCUAUUUAUGAUGUGAGCAAGUGUCUGAAGCUGCUUUCUGAAGCGACCAAGGCAUGAACACUUUCUGUCUAGACUUUAAAUGCCGAUGUUGACAUUUUCUUGACCAUUUCAUGUGCAGAAUCUUCAGAGCACCCAAAAGCAAGAUGCAGCAAAACACUGUAAUUGUACGGUGAAAGAGGUUGAAAACACGCUUGCAAGAUAUACAUGGGCCAAAGAUGCCCAAAAAAAGGUUGAAAAACUGAAGGAGGAAGGCAAGCCUAUGCCAAGAAGCUUUACAGAGGUGAUUCUUUAUGUAAUUAAUUUAAAUAUCUGUAAUGUUUAUGGUCAUGAAUUGUUAGUAACGUUGUAAAAGUUAGAAAACCUCUUGGCUUUUUCUUUUAUUUAGGUGAACAGAUCAUCCGUUGUACAUCAAAUCAUAUCCUUGGCUACUGUAAUUCUUCAAUAGAAUUUAAGAUGGAACUGAAAUAGAAACAGUAGGAGCUCAUAGUGUAUUAGGAUUCAGCUCAACGUGCAUGCUCUGUCAUUCCGAACCUGAUCUCUAGAUCUAUUCCGGGGCAUCCCCAUCGUAUUUCUUUCCUUCUCUGGCUAUUUCUUCUCCACUAUUAGAACUUGCUUACAGAUUGAUUAAGAUGCAGGGGGGAGUCCCUUGUCACACUGGUUGAUUUAAAUCAUUUUCUUGUGGUGAUUACAUAGUUCAUGCAUCAUUUUCACUCUUUUGUAUUCUGCCGAUGGUUGUGGGAACUUACUGUAGAAGGUAUUUCUUCGAAACUGUUGAUUUCGGUUCUUCUUGAACAAAAAUUCUACGCUAGAUCGGAUAAAUCUAGAAGAAAAAUUCAGCAACCUGCGCUGAUCCCAAAUCAGAUGGUGUUUUGCCAUGUGUCGUGCUUUCAUCAAGCAUUCUGAUAUUGAGUGUCGUUCUUUUUUCCAUUAGCUGCAAAAACUGAUGGGCUCAACACCGCUGGAUCUUGCCCGGGCUAACCUAGAAAAGGGUGGGCAGCUCGGCAGGAACUCACCCUGCCCAUGUGGCUCCAACAAGAAAUACAAAAGGUAUGAUGCUCUUCCUUGAAGCAUAAAUAGUCUGCAAUCUUUUUCUUACCAUUCCCGGAAAGAAAAUUCAUCUUCUUUCCUAAAAUGCAAACACCAUUUAUUUAUUUAUUUCCCUUUUUCGGGUGAUUGGAAUGGUUAGAGAGGAUAUCGCCGAUGAUCUCAUCCAUUGCUUGAUAAAAUGUGGGGAUCAGCCGAUUCAUGGGCAUCUGAUGGAGCAAUGGAAGGAAACACCACCCAUACGUUAAUGAUGCAUGAAUGAGUUUGGAAAGCCAUCAAAUCACUGCAAUAUAAAUAUAUAUAUAUAUAUAAUUUUUAUCAUGAUGAGAAAUUACAAGAAAAAAAAUGGGUAGAACAUUAAAAACAUAUUUUCGUUUGGGUUAAUUUCAAUUAUGCGCUGACUUCUUGUGAUUGAUCUUGAAGGUGCUGUGGGAAGGGGAAAUUCGCCGCCUGA
Molecule: messenger RNA, 2665 nt
Organism: Spirodela intermedia
Lineage: Eukaryota; Viridiplantae; Streptophyta; Magnoliopsida; Alismatales; Araceae
Source: the annotation of a GenBank genome assembly